GUCACACUGUAGAAGUUUUUUCAAGAGUUGAGAACACUGAUUCAAUAACCCACGUACCACAAAACGUACACUAAUAAUAAUAAAUAAAUAAAAUAAGAUUGAAUUAAAUAAAUGUUUAUUAAUAAAUGUUAUAAAUGUACAAUGGCGAGAAAGAUACCUUUUUAUCAUUUAAAAACUCCGGUGAGAUUGUGUCAUAAAAUGAAUAAAAUUCAUGAAAAACAAGGAACCAAAGUUUCACAAGAAGUUAUAAACUACUUAGAAUCUUCUUCAGAAUAUAAAAACAUUAUUAAUAUCGUGCCUAAAAGUCUACUGAGAAAAUAUAAAGCACCAGAAACUAUGUACCUUAUUAACGAAAACACCGCACGAAACAUUACGGAAACCCUAAAAAAGUAUAUUGAAAAAGAUGCACCUGUAGUCGAAGUGAAUCCUGGACCGGGACUUCUAACUCAAGAGCUUUUACAAUGCCAAAAAAAUAAACUUUAUUUAUAUGAAACUUCUAACCAUUUUGCACAAUGUUUGAAAGACCUUCAAACACAACAUCCUGAAAGAAUAAAGUAUAAAAUUGCUGAUUUUUUUGGAAUGUGGAAAUUAGCUUUUCAGGAUAAAAUGGACAAUGGAAACAGAAUAAAGGAAUUAUUAGAAGACCUAGCUACUGAUGAUAAAGAUAGAAUUUUAAGUAUUAUUGGAGCCAUGCCAAGUCUUUCCUUUGUGAAACAUUUAAUAAAUACAAUUGUUUUUCAUAAUGCCAACAAUCACUUAGGAAGACCAGAUCUGUACAUUGUGAUGCCAGGACAUCAUUAUGAAUUUCUUGCAGAUGCCUCAGUUCAAAUUAAUAAGCAUAAGUCGGUUCCUUCCCUUUUUCAACUACUUUUUGACUAUCAAGUCCUUAAUAAGGUGCCUAAAGUCCACUUUUUGCCUUGGACCUAUGCUUCAAGUACCCAGAAAGCCUCAGUGAUGGAUGAAUUUUGUCUGUACUUAGUGAAAAUAACACAAAAACCAAAACUUCCAUGUCUACCAAGUCACUUACCACUGUUGUGGUUCUUCUUCAAGCGGCAUACAUUCUCCUCAUCUACAAGAGUUAUACCGAUGUUAGAACAAUGGAUACCUGGUUGUGGAGUAUGGCUUAUUACUGGACAAGAUCCACCAGACACAAAUAAAGAAUUAUCACCAGGAAAAGAUGAUGCUAAAUUACCACAUAUGACUAUAUUUACAGAGUUUGGUGAUUUAAAUCUACAACAAAAACUGACUAUUUUUAAAAGGUUUGUCUCCUGGCCCGAAUUUGAACAGUGUCCAUUUCGAGUUACUAUGGAAAAUAAUUUACCAAAAUUUGCUUCGCAUAUUGACGACGAUGAUGACGUGAAACGUAGCAUUGUUUCUAACAUUGACGAAAUAGAACCUUCUGAUACCGAAACAUCGCCUGAUACCAUUUAAAUAUUGCUACAAUAAAGAAAUUAGGUAUAUAAAA
Melitaea cinxia (Glanville fritillary) is the source of this 1465-nucleotide messenger RNA. It is a transcript of the gene mtTFB2, whose product is annotated as dimethyladenosine transferase 2, mitochondrial. NCBI's taxonomy places the organism in Eukaryota, Metazoa, Arthropoda, Insecta, Lepidoptera, Nymphalidae. The record is from RefSeq and is a predicted model, not a curated record. The transcript has 7 exons. Gene Ontology annotation, cellular component: mitochondrial matrix. Bases 112 to 1431 code for a protein of 439 amino acids. Gene Ontology annotation, molecular function: rRNA (adenine-N6,N6-)-dimethyltransferase activity; mitochondrial transcription factor activity. Gene Ontology annotation, biological process: transcription initiation at mitochondrial promoter; rRNA methylation.